This is a messenger RNA of Cebus imitator (Panamanian white-faced capuchin), 2489 nucleotides long. RefSeq names its product coiled-coil domain containing 112 (gene CCDC112). Bases 219 to 1805 code for a protein of 528 amino acids. The transcript has 10 exons. Lineage: Eukaryota; Metazoa; Chordata; Mammalia; Primates; Cebidae. The record is from RefSeq and is a predicted model, not a curated record.
GCCCCGCACCCCGGUCCCGCCCCUCCCGCAGUCUCACACCCCCGCACCCCCCGCAUCCCGGCCCCGCCCUGCAUCCCGGCACCGCCCUGCAUCUCGGCCCCGCCCUGCUUCCCGGCCAAGCCGGCAGCGCUGGGAGCGGUCUGCAGAGGCCGGGGUGCGCCGGGCACUAAUCCUCCAGGAACUGGUGGCCGCGGGCCCCAGCUGCUCGGCGGGUAAACAUGGCCGCCCUGACGACCGUUGUGGUAGCGGCGGCGGCCACCGCGGUAGCCGGGGCUGUAGCAGGGGCGGGUGCAGCUACCGGGACCGGCGUGGGAGCGACGCCAGCGCCUCAACAGAAUGAUGGCUGUUUUAGUACUUCAGGUGGAAUUCGUUCUUUUCAUCUUCAAAACUGGAAGCAGAAAGUUAAUCAGACUAAGAAAGCAGAAUUCGUACGCACAGCAGAAAAAUUUAAAAAUCAAGUUAUUAACAUGGAAAAAGAUAAACACAGUCAUUUCUACAACCAAAAAAGUGACUUCAGAAUUGAGCAUAGUAUGCUAGAAGAAUUGGAAAAUAAACUGAUUAACAGCAGGAAAACAGAAAGAGCAAAAAUCCAGCAGCAAUUGGCCAAAAUACAUAACAACGUAAAGAAACUUCAGCAUCAGUUAAAAGAUGUGAAGCCUACACCUGAUUUUGUUGAGAAGCUCAGAGAAAUGAUGGAAGAAAUUGAAAAUGCAAUUAACACUUUUAAAGAAGAGCAGAGGUUGAUAUAUGAAGAGCUAAUUAAAGAAGAGAAAACAAGUAAUAAUGAGUUGAGUGCCAUAUCAAGAAAAAUUGACACAUGGGCUUUGGGUAAUUCAGAAACAGAGAAAGCUUUCAGAGCAAUCUCAAGCAAAGUUCCUGUAGACAAAGUAACACCAAGUACUCUUCCAGAAGAGGUACUAGAUUUUGAAAAAUUCCUUCAGCAAACAGGAGGACGAAAAGGUGGCUGGGAUGAUUACGAUCACCAGAACUUUGUAAAGAUGAGAAACAAACAUAAAGGGAAGCCAACAUUUAUGGAAGAAGUUCUAGAACACCUUCCUGGAAGAACACAGGAUGAAGUUCAACAGCAUGAGAAAUGGUAUCAAAAAUUUCUGGCUCUAGAAGAAAGAAAAAAAGAGUCAAUUCAGAGUUGGAAAACUAAAAAGCAGCAAAAAAAGGAGGAAAUUUUCAAGUUAAAGGAAAAGGCAGACAACACACCUAUGCUUUUUCAUAACAAACAAGAUAAUCAAAAGCAAAAAGAAGAGCAAAGAAAGAAACAGAAAUUGGCAGUUGAAGCUUGGAAAAAACAGAAAAGUAUAGAAAUGUCAAUGAAAUGUGCUUCCCAGUUAAAAGAAGAGGAAGAGAAAGAGAAAAAACAUCAGAAAGAACGCCAACGCCAGUUUAAAUUAAAAUUACUACUAGAAAGUUACACCCAGCAGAAGAAAGAACAGGAAGAAUUUUUUAGGCUUGAAAAGGAGAUAAGGGAAAAGGCAGAAAAGGCAGAAAAAAGGAAAACCACUGCUGAUGAAAUUUCCAGGUUUCAGGAAAGAGAUUUACAUAAACUUGAAUUGAAAAUUCUAGAUAGACAGGCAAAGGAAGAUGAAAAGGCGCAAAAACAAAGAAGACUGGCAAAAUUAAAAGAAAAGGUUGAAAACAAUGUUAGCAGAGAUCCCUCUAGGCUUUACAAACCUACCAAAGGUUGGGAAGAACGAACCAAAAAGAUAGGACCAACAGGAUCUGGGCCACUUCUACAUAUUCCACACAGGGCUAUUCCAACCUGGAGACAAGGAAUACAGAGAAGAGUAUGAGAUAAUAAAAUUGCUACUCAGUUGAUAAGAAUGUUAACAUACUAAGUUAUACCAGGGAGAGUGACUAACAAUGUUCUUUAAUUAUAGCCUAGUCAGAUUGAUUAUUGUGUGUAUUGUGAAUUGAGAGGUAUUAAUUGAGAGGUAUUAAGAGGCUUUGUCAUUAGUAUUCCUGCUUCUACCAAGAAGGUAUUUAAUAUAUAUUUUGGCCUAUUAUUGACAUAAAAGUUAUUUAAAUAAGUUAAUGUUACAAACAUUAUUCAAUUUAAAUACUCAAAACAUUUCAAAGAUAUUUUGUUUUUGUCAUAGCAUAGAAAAAUAAAUUACAACAAUCAUACAAUGACAUUUUUAAACUAAAAUUUUGUAACUUUUAUAACUUGGAGUUAAGUCAGCUUGAGUAACAAAAGGUAAAGUGGUUUUUGUUUAGAGUUAUGAAACGUUAGUACUUUUUCUAUGUUUAACAAAUUGGUAGUUUGUCAGUUACAACAUUUUUGUGUAAUAAAUAUUUUGUAUUUGUUUGAAGCAUGCUUUGUUUUUUAUAGAGAAUAUUUAUUUUAAAAAUAUGUCUCUCAUAUACCCUAUUAAUUGUAUUAUUGAUAUAAUCUUUUUGGUUUCCUUUAGCAAUUCCAAAUUUUCCUUCAGCCUUUCUGGAUUUCACCUAUUUAUAAAAUCUUUGUGUCUUUCACA